AUGACACAAACAAGUAGCAGCGAGGCCCAGAAUGGUGCCACCAAUGGAACCAAGAUUAACGACGGCAUUACCAAGACUCUCUGUAAAUUCGUGGCAGAGGCAAAAUAUGAGGAUCUCGAAGCGAAGGGCAUUGAAAAGCUGAAAGAUCUCAUCACCGACCACAUUGGAAUUUCUGCCGGCGCCGCCGUCGUUGCCGACUCUACGGAGCCAUUUCUAAAAGCUGUGACUGCCUUGCACGGCGAUUCAGGACAAUGUACUGUCUAUACCAAGGGCAAGAGAUUCUCUCCACAAUAUGCCGGCUUCUUGAAUGCCGCAUUCUCCCAUAGUUUUGACUUUGACGACACCCACGCGGCCUCGAUCCUCCACCCGGGCGCAACAGCCAUCCCGGCCGCCCUAGCCCAGGCCGAGGUGUCUGGCAGCGACGGCAAGACUUUCUUGUUGGGCGCCGCCGUGGGCUACGAGAUCACGACCCGGAUCGGCCGCGCCCUCAACUAUGGCGGCUACACCCGAGGCUUCCACAAUACGGCUGUCGCCGGCAUCUUUGGCGCCGUGUCCGCCAUUGCCAAGAUCAAAGGUCUCUCGACCGCACAGAUUGAAGACGCCUUUGGUCUGGCCUUAUCCCAGGCUUCCGGGUCCAUGCAGUUUCUCGACAAUGGCUCGUGGAACAAGCGCCUUCACCCGGGCUUUGCCGUCCACGAUGCUUUUGUGGUGGUCGCGCUCGCCGAGGCUGGUGCACUGGGUGCUACGAGACCGAUUGAGGGUAGAUAUGGAGUAUUGCAUUCGUACUCGACCACAUCUACCGCGGAGCGAAUUCUGGAAGGACUCGGUGCGGAAUGGAUCUUUACGGCAACGGCCAUGAAGCCGUUCCCAGCGUGCCGCAUGACCCACUCAGCCAUUGAGAUUGUCGCGAGCGUCGCGAGCGAGUCGCAAGACAAGCAAGUGGACAGCGUCCUCGUGGAGCUGUCGCCAGGUUGCUUCCCCAUCGUCGGCACCGAGGACCCCAACAAGCUGCAGCCCAAGACCAUUGUCGACGGCCAGUUCAGCAUGUACUAUCAGGUGGCCAUUGCCUGGCUGUACGGCAUGGACAUUGGCUGGAAAAUGUACGAGAAGCUGGCCGACGAGGCCGUGCUGGCGUGGUGCCGCAAGGUCAAGGUGGUCAUCAACCCGGCCGUGCUCGACCUCGAGGCCCGGGUGAAGUUUAACUUUUCCGACGGUACCACCCGCGACGAAGGCAUCGUGCAUCCUCUGGGCGAGGACGAGCACCCCUUCUCCAAGGAACGCGUGCACGCAAAGUUCCUGGGCAUGACGGAGCCGAGCUACGACGGCCCGACGCAAAAGGGGAUUCUGGCGGCCAUUGAGAGCCUUGACUCGCAUCCAGUGGCAGACCUGCUUUCUUUGCUGUGA
Messenger RNA from Pestalotiopsis fici W106-1, 1404 nucleotides. RefSeq lists its product as uncharacterized. The record is from RefSeq and is a predicted model, not a curated record. Lineage: Eukaryota; Fungi; Ascomycota; Sordariomycetes; Amphisphaeriales; Sporocadaceae. Bases 1 to 1404 code for a protein of 467 amino acids. The transcript has a single exon. Gene Ontology annotation, molecular function: lyase activity.